AUGGCUGAAAAAGAAGAAAUCAAAACUACCGAAUCAACAGUAUCACCAGUUAACACAAACAAACCAGAAAACAAAACUUCCAACCAGGAACAGAAACCUAGUGUCACUCCUUCAAAAACAAAAACUACUAAAAACGGUGGUUGGAACUCUUUUUAUAAUUCUAUUAAUAAUUUUAUAACCACCACAACGAGUACUAUCCAAGAAUCACUAGACGAUGAGAUCUUCAACAAUUUGACGGUUAAAAAAAACUUGUUUUUAAUCCAACAAACUCUAAGCUCCGAUCCCAACUUUGAAUUAAGCAAGUUGCCCAAAUCCUAUAAAAUAUUAGAGGCUAAAUGUGAUUGUAUUGAAAAAACUAUUAAAAGAUUCAAGUUAGUUACUUCAACUUAUGCUGUAGAAGGUUAUGACUAUCCACCUAAUUUAACUGAAGGUAUUAGUGGGUUAUGGAACUCUAAUACCAAUACUACUGUUACCCAAUCCACUGAUAAAAAAGAUACAGAAAACAAUGAAAAUGAGGGAAUUUUACCAAGAUCAUUUGCAGCUGCAUUACAUAAGAGCUGUAAGGAAUCUAUUGCUAUAUUAAAACCAAUUUGUGAUGUAAGUGCAAGUGGUAAAUCAAAUGCUGAGGAAAAUGAAGAUUCUGGUUUGAAAGAUUUAAUUACAGUUUUUGAAACUCUUGGAACUUCUCAAUUUCUAAUGGACGAAGAUAAAGCUAUAAUGGAUAAAUUAAUGAUUGAUCAAAUAAAUAAAGGUUUAGAUAUGUUGGUGAAUAAAAAUUUGAAGGAAAUUCAUAAAUUGCGCAAACAAGUUGAGGACUCAAAGUUAACUUUCGAUUCAAUUAGAUAUGAAUUAAAAGACAAAGAUGUUAAAGAAAGUGAUCCUGAGUACGUCAAAAUGGAGAAAUUAGAAGACGAUUUUGUUACACAUACUUCUGAAGCCGUUAACGUGAUGAAUGAUUUUGUUGAUGGCUUUGAUUUGAUAAAAUUAUUGAAAUUAUUUAAUGAAUUUCAACUGGAUUAUCAUAAAAAAUGUGUCAAAGCUUUAGAGGCUUCAGAACAAGUUUUACAAUCUAUAACAACGGAAGAAGAAGAAGAAGAAGAAGAAGAAGAAGAAGAAGAAGAAGAAGAAGAAGAAGAAGAAGAAGAAGAAGAGCACUAA
Messenger RNA from Saccharomycodes ludwigii, 1158 nucleotides. RefSeq lists its product as uncharacterized. NCBI's taxonomy places the organism in Eukaryota, Fungi, Ascomycota, Saccharomycetes, Saccharomycodales, Saccharomycodaceae. The transcript has a single exon. The coding region runs from base 1 to 1158 and encodes 385 amino acids. The record is from RefSeq and is a predicted model, not a curated record.